CAGCGCCAGUGGCGCCCCAUCUGGCAAAACCGAACCAAGUUAAUUGUGUACUUCCGAAGAUAAUCUUUAAAUAUUGAAAAAACACUGUUCAAUAAUCUCAAACGCGAAACAAUACAAUCAGAAUAAUUAACUACACAAUCUUCGUCACUCAACAAAACAGUUCGGUAGUUGUAAAAUGUGCAGUGCAAUUUAAAGGAAAAGUCGAUUUGGUGACAGGGUGUAUAUCGAAUAGUUUUUAACAAGACCGAUAGAGGAUUCGCGAUUAGACUCUAUAAAAUAUUAGCCAGAUUCUAUUUUUAAAAUAUGCUUGUGUAGAUUUGUGUUGUAUUCUACUAAUAUAUACCUAUCUCAGUAAAGUGGGCUAUUUUUGAAAAUAUUUAUGUAAAAAUAACUAGUGUCCAUGGGCUUGUAAAAAUACUAUAGGGAGCCAUUUUUUAGUCUACAUAUUUAAUUUUUUCUUUACUCGGGAAUAAAGUUGAUUCGAGCCUUCGGUGAAGUGAUUUUGCGAACGCGCUUGUGAUAAAAAUAUGCGAAAAUCUAUUUUUCACCAUGAGAAACGUCUCCUGAGAUUGUAAUGUUUUCUUCUCCCAGCUAUGGAAGUCUAUGAUUUGGAGCUCCAGGAAUAAGUUUUUGGGUAGGGUGAAAGCCACGGUGGCGUCAGGCCCAGAGUGUGGCCCGGUGGCCGCCGACAAGGGGGCCGAUUGUUGGUGGUCCCCACUGGCGGCCAUGGGCUGCUUCGGGAAUAGGGACGCCGCCCAAACGUCCGAAGACAUUCGUUCUCAGAAGCGCAUAAGUGACCAAAUAAACAGGCAGCUCGCCAAAGAGAAACAAGUGUACCGUGCCACGCACCGACUGCUUCUUCUGGGGGCGGGCGAAUCGGGAAAGUCGACGAUAGUGAAGCAGAUGCGCAUUUUGCACGUUAACGGAUUCAGUGAUAAGGAAAAGAAACAGAAGAUCGAAGAUAUCAAAAAGAAUAUUCGUGACGCUAUUAUUACCAUAACGGGGGCAAUGUCGACGCUUAGCCCACCAGUAGCUUUAGAAAAACCAGAAAACCAAGUCAGAGUGGAUUGGAUUCAGGAUUGCGCAACAGGUCCUGAUUUUGACUAUCCUCCAGAAUUUUAUGAUCACACUGAGGCCCUUUGGAAGGACAGAGGUGUACAGGCUACCUUCGAUAGAAGUAAUGAGUACCAACUCAUAGACUGUGCUAAAUAUUUCCUCGAUCAAGUUAGUGUGAUCAGAAGGCCAGAUUAUACACCCACUGAACAGGAUAUACUGCGUUGUCGUGUCCUUACUAGUGGAAUUUUUGAAACACUCUUCCAAGUUGAUAAAGUCAAUUUUCACAUGUUUGACGUUGGAGGGCAGCGAGACGAGCGCCGCAAAUGGAUCCAAUGCUUCAAUGAUGUGACGGCCAUUAUUUUCGUAACGGCGUGCAGCUCUUAUAAUAUGGUAUUGCGAGAAGAUCCGACUCAGAACAGGCUCAAAGAAAGUCUUGAGCUGUUUAAGUCAAUAUGGAACAACAGGUGGUUGAGGACCAUCUCCGUUAUUCUUUUCCUUAACAAGCAAGAUCUUCUUGCUGAGAAAAUUUUAGCAGGAAAGAGUAAAUUAGAAGAAUACUUUUCUGAUUUCCUAAGAUAUCAGAUUCCAGUGGAGGUCGCGAAUGAUUUCAACGAACACCCUGAAGUAUUUCGAGCCAAGUACUUUAUUAGGGACGAGUUUUUGCGCAUAAGUACAGCUUCAGGUGAGGGCAAGCAUUACUGUUAUCCCCAUUUUACAUGUGCUGUGGACACGGAAAACAUAAAGAGAGUAUUUAACGACUGCCGUGACAUUAUCCAACGUAUGCAUCUGCGUCAGUAUGAACUAUUAUAACCGCCCACCUCUAUUUCAAGCAUAUUUUUUGGUCUCCAGCGCUUAAUUCCUCCCUUUUGGCCGGCUAACAGCGUUCACAUCAGUGUACGUCGAUGUAGCAGCUACAAGAAGCGAAUGGCCAGUGAAAUAGCCAUUAUUUUUCGUUUCUCUUUUCAUCUCCAUUAGCUGAAAACUCAUUUUUAAAUAGUACUUGACUGUUUAACCCUUUCACGGCUACAUUUUGCUGGAAGACAUGCCCAGAAGGCAAUGAAAGUGAGAAUGUGCCUGUGUCGCGGAUCCGUGUCGCUCGUACUAUCUGAAAACUCAGCCUGACACGGGUCCGUGCCAUGCGCAGUGAAAGGUUAAAACUAUAACCGAAUAUAAAACAUUUUGGUUUGAUAAAAAAUAAUCUUUAUGGUCCAGGCGAUUCUAUAAAACUAUGGACGUUAAAUCAAUCUCAGACUAAAAGAAUAUCUAAGUAUUUUGGAUAAAUAUAUAUAAAUAGAGGAAAAUAUAUAAAUCUUUACUACAAAAAGAAAUUCGAUAUCUGAUCAAUUUUGAUUUAAAAAGGUAACUGUUUGCUCAAUUUACAAUGUUUAACAAUAUUUUGAUAUACUUUUUUAUCGAUUUUUUAAGCCCGAAACAAUCAGUAUGUCUAUUCGGAGUAAUUAUUAAACAUUUGUUAAAAUUACAGACAGUUGCGUUAUUUUGUUUACCGUGAAACAUUAAACGAUGUUUAGACAUGUUUAUGCAUUUACAAAUACAAAAUUCUUAUCUAUCCUUGAUAGUGACAUUGACAAUUGAUAUUGACAGUUGACAUUGACAAUGACGUUGUAGUAUAUGUGUGCAAAACCUUUCAUAUAAAUUUAAUGUGCCAUUUUUUCAAAGGGAUCGUACAUAUGUAGUACAAUGUAGUAAAACGCAUUGAAAAAUUUAUUUAGAAGAUUGAAAAGACAAAGAAUUGUACAAAAAAUAGCUAACUUAAAAGAAUUAAUAAUGUGAUCAAAAUAAAGAUUUGAACAAAUUGUUCUCAAUAUUGCUUCACAAUAAUUGAAUUUAAAAAUGAUAAGUAAUACAGAAUGUUCCACAUUGUGUUAAAGCUUUUAUUUAUCAUUUGCAUAUUAUUAUUUGUUUAUUUUACCUUGGAAACGGAUACCAUAAACACACUUGUUAUAUUCUAGGGAGGGCAUAAAAUUAUGGCAUAUUUGUUAUGGCCUAUUAGGUCCUGUUAUGCAGUGAUGAGUGCGCUCAAUAACCGGCAAAAUAGCGUAAAAUGUGGAAGACAUAAUACGUUGUGACUAAAAAGAGAAGAAACUGGUAGAGGUGAUAAAUUAUCAAUAGAAACCUAUAAAUUUACAUUAUAUUGAUAGUUUCCCACCUUUAGACGUAUCGGUGGAGUUUAGCAACUGCCACUGUGACAGGAGAAUUUUAUAAAACUUAUUUAUUAUGAAAAUAAGAUUUUCACAGUAACUGGCACUGUAUAAAACCCUUUGACACUGCAGUAUAGCAACCAACCCUUUAUGGUUUACCUCAUUUUUAUAUUCAGUUAAAAAUGGAGAGUUCCAUAAAAAGGUAGCUUUUGAUGUGUCACAGUUUUUGGAGAUCUUAAAUGCCACAAACAUAUUUUAACCAGAUUCACCGACAUAGAUGACUUUGUAACAAAAAUGAUGACUCUCCCUGUAUAUUAUAUGAGCUAUACGCAAUAGAAAACUGAAAAAAGAAGCUGAAAAUGUUAAGGAUUAAUUUUUGGGAUGUAUGGUACAGCUCUUAUUUCAUAUUUGCCCUACAUGAUUGUAGUAUAUAAUACACAAAUAAAUAAACAAGGGGUUGGACUUCGUAAGUCCUAGGUAAUGAAAGAAAUAUAAUCUACAAAUAAUGCAAUUUAACAUUUUGUAGAUUAUCUUUGAAACCGGAAAUGAUUGAUUCUCUUGGACUGAUUGUGUUUCAUUUAUGUUAAUUCUCCCCUUGUUUGACCACGUCUCGAUUUUUUGCAAGGAUGACAGCAUCAUCUGAAAACGUACCAGUGAUGGUUUCAUUAUCGGAGGGUAGAUCUGCUGAUCUGCUGUGUAAAGCACAUAUAAUAUUGGUGGGUCACCAGAUAUUAUGGAAUAAUCAUUGGCAUUACUUUCAUUCACUCUUGUUUGGAAUUGUCUCUCACUUUGAAUUCCCUCUUGUCUUCUUCGCUUCAGCAUCCAUCUGGCUUGCAUAUUGUAGAAGCCUUGGAGGUGUUACCAAGGAAAUGGACCAAAAAGUUUUCAUUUAAAAAUCUUUUAGUAAUAUUUUUAAUAUUUUUCAAUAUUAUUAAUGUUGCUAUUAGAAUGAAAACUUUACCUUACCUUUUAGAUUUUAACAGUUUCAGGUAGGCGAUGGGAAGAUAUUUCUUGAUUUUGAAAAUCAGGCCUGUGCCAAUCUAUGACUAACAUCUAGAAAGGCAGCUGUGCAGUACUGUUUGCUUUCUAUUGCAGAAUUUAUGGGGUGUACUAUUCUAUGAACCUGCUCUAUCAUUGAGUGUUCUUUUCAAAAGCCAAAUUAGUUGUUGGGUAUCCAUUCCUCCGUGGUGAGGUCAGAAUAGUAAUUUAAGAGUAAAAUAGCACAAAGUAGGAAUAUUGUGAGCACAUUUGUUAUACAUUUACCUGAAAACGUUUUGACCAUUCAGAUUUUGAGAAUAAUCCUUUGCUGUAAGAAAACAAGUGAAAGGAUGUAGACAUAAGUAUUUUUUGUACAAAACUUAAAAAAUAUCAAAUGAAAUAAAUUAUAUCGUUAAAACCACACUGAUAUAUAACCACACUGAUAAUUCCAAUAGAGAAUUCACUAGCGACGAUUAUUUUUGAUUUUAAAUUUGGACUGUAAUCAUUAACAGUUCUUUUAUGAUUGUACCCUUUUUACUACAAAAACGCGUUUACUUCAGUCAAGAUUUCUGACGCCAGAGUACUGCCAAAAUAUUAUAAUGUGACUUUUCUUAUCGCCAUCUUUAUUGUGUAGUGAGAAGUUAGGCAUCAUUACUUGUCAGAUAUUUUUUUUGUUCUUGUUUAAAUGUUUACUGUACAAAUAAUAUCUAUUAUUCUUUAUUCUAAUUAAUGAUGUCAAUCGGUUUUCAUUAAUUGCCGAAAUAUAUUAAUUAAAAACAAUAUUAUCAUACAUGAUAUCGAGAAUGAACUAACAUCGGAAGUAGAAAUCAACUCGGGAAUCAGACAAGGGGAUAGCUUGAGCCGAUUGCUUUUUAAUUCAGUAAUGGACAAAAUCAUAAACAUUAAAAGUACAGAAGAAGGAUAUAAGAUGGCAGAAAUACAAAUAAAAAUCCUCUGUUAUGCUGACGACGCUUAAUCUCCGAUAACCUACAGUUAUCUAACCUACAGUACACUGCGAUAACGGUCAUGGCAAGACCCCACUUCACCACGGUGGCGUCCACCUACUUAGGCAUAGUUCCACCUCACCAACGGUGCAUCUUUGCCAAUCGGGCUGUUGUUAGUUCAACACGCUAGCAACGACUAAUUUUCUCAUUCUCCUGGCUCACCUUAAAUAUGCUCUCGAUGCCACUACUCCUUCUGUUUCCCCCAGCGGUGCUAUGCUCCAACACGGCUGCUCCUACGGUUGUCUCUGGUCGACCGGCCCAUCGCUGGCAUCAUAUCAUUACAACCCAUAAGAUGCAAAUUAGUAAUUAACAACGAACUAAUUGAACAAGUCUCGAGAUUCGAAUAUCUGGGAGUCGAAAUAUGUAGUUAUGGUGAUGUUAAGUAAGCAAAUGAAGCUAAUUACGUGUCAGGAUGUCUGAGGGAUGUCAUCUGGAGAAAUAAAGAUGUGAGGCUGGAAGGGAAAGAAUGCAUAUACAAAUCAUGUGUAACACCGAUUAUGACGUGCACGAUAGAAACAAGAUGUGACACAGCAGAAAGCAAGAUGAUACUGAGCACAUCAGAAAUGAGAACGUUGAGGUCAAUAACUGGCAAAACACUGAGAGACAGAAUACCGAACGACAGAAUAAGAGAUCUCUAUAACAUACAAGAUAUAGUACGGUGGGGAAGACAGAGCCGAUGAGAGUGGAAUCAGCAUGUGAUGAGAAUGGACAGCGAGAGAAUAGCCCGUAUAGCCAGGGAUUCGAAGCCAACAGGCAAGAGACCAAUAGGAAUGCCCUUUAAAAGGUAGCGAGAUAGCUGCCAAUAAACAUCACAGCUACGAAUAUAAGCUCAAAAUCGGUUAAGAACGGGUCAAGCGGCCUAAUAUAAAAAGAAGAAGAAGAAUAUUAUAGUGUAUAAUGUAUAAAAUAGAUCAUUUAAUAUUUUAAAGCUAAAAGUGACAGAUGCAUGUCCUGACUAGUAUUUAAUGCAAGUAAAAUAUAGGUUAGCACGAGAUUGUUUAUAAAGAAAUAAUCGCUUUGGAAUUUUUAUCUAAAUUAUGUGUUCACGGGUACUUUAUUAUUAUUUAUAUUACUAACCUAACACUAAAAAAUAAAAAAAUACUAAAGUAUAGUUAUUGAAAUAAAAAUACUUUUUAUUCGUAUAUUUUAUAAUAUUUUAUUCGUAGAUAUUACAUGCAUCUGUCAUAAAAAUGUCAGCCUUAAAAUAUUAAAUAAUCUUAUUUUAUUGAUUAUACACUAUAAAUAUUGGUAUUAUUGUUAAUUAAUAUAUUUCGGCAUAUUAAUAUAUUUCGGCAAGUAAUGAAAACCGGUUGUCAUCAUUAAUUAGAAUAAAGAAUUUUAUACAUUAUUUGUACAGUAAACAAAAACAAACAAAAAUAUAUCUGACACAUAGCUUAAGAAGUAUGGUCAUAAUGAAAAUCAUAUUCUAAUCUUUUGGCAAUGCUUUGACGUCAGAAAUAUUGACUGUCAGCGUGUUUUUGUAGUAAAAGGGGUAUACAGUAGGAAAAAUUAAAGAAUACCCAUGAACGAACAUAUAGAAGACGCUGUAUUUUCCUGUCACCAUGUCACAAAGACAAUUGCUCAGCACAAGUACACGUAAUAAUAAUUAUUACAUGUACUUGCGCUGGGCAAUUUUCUUUGUGACACGGUGACAGGAAAAUACAGCGUGUUUUAUAUGUUUGUUCAUGGGUAUUCUUUCAUUUUUCCUACUGUAUAUACUUUUUGUUAUAUUAUAUCCUUUUCGCGAUCCGUUACACUAUUACGACUUAGGAAUAAAUAGGGAACGGACCUUAUGGUGGUUCUUCUUGAAAUUUUCUUGUACAUUUAAAAAUUCUGUAGGUAUUGUUUAGAAUGUGAUAACGUAGCAUUACAGCAUAUGUGUAUUAAUUAAUAUCUAGUAAUACGUAAUUUAAAAAACGUCACGAUUAAAAAAACUGUAAAAAUAAAUGUUUAAGUAAAAAUAUUAUACCUAAUUGUAUAUUGUAUAGAACUUCACAAAUUAUCCUUUAUUUUUCAAGCAAUUUUCUCGAGACAAUUUAUUUUUUGAUAUUCUACAAUUUUUAUCUAAAAUUCUGUACCUAAAGUGUAGAUAAAAAAUUCGAAACACGCUAGAGAGUAGUAGUACAGUCACUGAAGGUGGAUAUGAUCUAUUACCUCCGAUUUCAGUGAGCCUCCAUCGAUUUUCAUGAAAAUUGGUGAGAGGUUAGAGGAUACCUCAAGAAUCAAGAGUGACAUGGUGCCAACUUGCGCUUUUAUCUUGUCGGUGGAUUCCACCCCAUCUCGGGGAUGGAAAUUAUUUUAUUAAAAGUAACCUCAUACAUUGACAGAGGAACAAAUUCUUAGUCUUCAUCGAAUAAACUGUUUUCGCAGCACGCUUUUCUUUAACGAAUGUGUUAGAUUUUUUCAAUUUUUUUUAUUUUUUGCUUUUUAGUUGAUUUUUUUAUAAUAUGUUUAAUUUUAGUCACUCGUAACUAAAGAAAAGCAUUUCUUAAAAAUAUUUUUUUUAUAUUUUUUCAUUUUUUACUUUUUAGUCUUACACUUUUCAAACAUUAAAAUAUAUCGUCAUGUUUAUUAAAAUAUGUAUAAAACAUAUGAUGUACAAACAUGAAAAGUAGUCGGAAUCGGCAAAAAAUUUGAAACUUUAUUGUUUAUUUAUGAAACAUAACGUAAACAAUUAACGUAAAAAGUAAAAUUAUGUAUAGUUCAUAUAAUUAGCUACAAUCUGUAAAAGUUUCAAGUUUCUUCAUUGUAAAAAACAAGAGAAUUUAACCAUUUUCCGUUAAAAUCGUUUUUUAUUGACUUUUCGUUUAUUUUUCCCGCGAAUGCAUGUCUGCAAAUUUUUAGUCAUUUGCAUUGAAGAAAAGGCAGUAAAAUUAACGUCCAAAGAUUUGACCCAAACGAUUGAACUAAAGAAAAGCGAAAUUAAUUAAUACGCCAAAACGAAUUCUAGUGGUUAUUGUAGCACAAAACGUCUCUAGCGGUGGUUUUUCUAACACUACGAUAAAAACACGAAUUUUUUGAAUUCGAGUUAUGGUUGAAGUUUUGUUUCGUAUCGUAUUGAAAUUUGACACGAAUAAACGCCGAUUUAUAUAUAAACAAAUAUACGAGCGUUUAAAAUUUGAAACUGUAUUGUUUAUUUAUGAAGCAUAACGUAAACAAUUAACGUAAAAAGUGAAAUUAUGUGUAGUUCAUAUCAUUAGCUACAAUCCGUAAAAGUUUCAAGUUUCUACAUGGUAAAAAACAAGAGAAUUUAAGCAUUUUCCAUUAAAAUCGUUUUUUUUUUUUAUUUAAACAAUUAAUAAAUAUAAAAAAAAAUUAUGUUGACUAUUAGUGUAUUGUUCCCGCGAAUGCAUAUGUCUGCAAAUUUUCAUUCAUUUGCAUUGAAGAAAAGUCAGUCAAAUUAAUGUCUAAAGAUUUGAUGCAAACUGUUGAAGUAAAGAAAAGCGUUUAAUAAUAACAGAAAAACGAUGCAUUUUAUAACAUAUACUUACUAAACCUGUCAAAGUACUUUGAAAUGUAUAUAAAAUGAACUCCCAAAGAAGUUUAUAGAAUUAAAAUUUAUGCUCCAAAAAUUUUUCAAAAUUUUCCUUUAAAUAUUUUUUCAAAAAAAUGUAAAUGAUUUUUUUGAAAAACAAAACAAUUUGAAAAGUAAUUUCAAAGGGCCCUGGUUACAUAGUUCUCGCAGUCAAAUUUAGGCUUUAAACGUUUCUAUCUCGAUUAUUUUUUACGCCACAAAAAUAAUAAAAUAAAAUAAGUAUAAUGUUUGCUAAAGAAAAAAACUAAAAUUUGAUCUUGUAUCAUGUUUUACGUAUAUCGAGUAUUUUUGGAGCUGUUAUCAAAAGAAAAUGAAAAUUACGAAAAUUUAAAUCGGAAUUUUUCAAAAUUAUGCAUUCUAAACCAGUCAAAAUUUUUGAUGUCAUUACUUAUGCUAAAAUAAAAAGGGUCUUAUAGGAAUUACUAGAAAUCUUAAUUCUUGUGGAAAUGACGUAUUUAUUUUUCACUUUUUCCUAAAAAAUUCGAAAGGAUUAUUAUCUCUUAUUUUCAUCAUAACUUGCUUACUUUUGAUGCUAUCAACUUCUUCUGGAACUCAUUUAAUAAGUAUUCUUGAGUACUUUGACAAGUUUUUAGUAAGUAAAUUUUAUUUUUUUAUUAUUAUUUUUUAUUAAAGUACAUCGUAGUUCCAUUAUAUAAGUUUGAAUAUUUUUUGUAUUCAAACUGAAUACUGAAGAUUUUUUUAUUGUCUUCAAUUUUCGCAAUAAUAAUUUUUUUGUAAAAACCGCUUUAAAUGCAUGGUUAAAUAUUUGAUCUUUUAUAACUCAAAAAGUAUUGAUUUAUUUUAAUAACUUGAAACAACUUUUGCUUAGAACUUGUCCCUCUAUCGAUUUAUGGAAUUAUUGUUUUAAAUAAAAUAAUCUUCACUUUCGAGAAGGGGUGGUAUCCGCCCCAGGAUAAAAGCGCAAGUUGGCACCAUGUCACUUUUCGUUUCUUGAGAUAUCUUCUAACUACUCACCUAAUUUUUAUGAAAAUCAAUGAAAGUUCAACGAAAUCGGAGAUGAAAACCUUCAGUUACUGCACUAUAGUUAGAUAAGAAAUAUAGCAACAAAUGUCUUCAUAGAUAUAUAUCGAUAAAAUUAAGAACAUAACUGCUAACUAGUACUUGUUUGUUGAAAGAAACAGUACAGUACAUCUUAUUUUUAUAGAAGCUGAAAGCAACAAGUCGGCACUUUAAUAUAUAUUAUGUAAGUGCACAUUUUGUGAUGAACUGGUUAUAGUGGAAGAUAUUUAAUACUUGCUCAAGUAUCAGAGAUCUGAAAGACGAAAUGUGUUCACUGUCAUAGUAGAAAUAAGUAAAAUCUUAAGAACUCUUUAAAAUUAAUACUUUAGGAACACAUGCUAGGAGAUAGCGUACAAAGUAUGGAUUAUAUGUGUUGCAUACUCUCUGACCAGUCGCCUGCCAACUAAAUCCACCCUUUCUUUGGAAAAGGCACCCCCGGACGAGUUCAAUCGGUGAACGAAAUAUUGGAAUGCCUUGCGUAGCUUGAAGAUGUGAGAGAGAAACUAAAAAAACGUUCUUACGUAUUGUUCUGAAGUUAUUUCUUUGGGGCAUCUUAUGCAAUUUACUAUUUUACUUGGGAAAUAAGUCACAAUUUAAGUAGGAAAUUUAAUUUACUUGACUUUUUGACUUGCACUUCGGAAAUCGGUAUCAAAUUACAGUAUUUUUAUAAUGUUGAACAAAUUAUAUCACUCGUCCUUAGAGGUCGGACUAAACAUAUUAACAUGAACAAGACGCAAAUAAUGACUGAUCUGGUGCUAAAUCGUAAUAUUGUUGUUGAUGGAAGGGAUAUUGAGCCGCGUGCAAGUAAUUGGGACAUGAAAUUCGGUUGGGCAGUGAUAACCCGACAUAUCUGAGCUCCCAUGUCUGGAGCAUAAUAUGAUGAGCCAGAGCAGCGUUUGGUAAAUUGAACUGUGGCGACACGCUUUAAUUACUAUUUUUGUUAAUUUUAUUUUUUAAUAACUUUUCUCAAAACGGUCAUAUAAAAUUAACAUUUAAUAUACAAACCAGAUGCUAAGAAAGUUUUACGAAACGAAAUGUAUCCCUAACCAUAUGUUUUUGGUGUGUUCAGUUUAACAAACUGAAUUCCCCAUAAAUUAAUUACCUUAUCAGACCUUAUGUCAACGCACUUUGGAAAUGCAUUCGAAGACGUUUCUUAAAACUACAGAAAGGUUGUGAGCUUUUAAAACGCCAGAUGUAGUAAUUUAUUGCCUUUUCUAGCCAUAUUGUAAAACCGCAAACAUGAUGACCGUGUUGUGAUCUCUGCAGUAUCGUCACGGCAGGCAGGCAGUUCAGACGCACUCUCGCUGUCAUCAAAUAAUAAACAACCCUCUUUACGAUAUGAAUAAGCAGGCCUUUUAACCAAAAUAAAAUAAAUAUUACUGUUCGUUGUUUACACUUAUUUUUAAUUGAUUCCGUUAACACCCACUAUCGGAACAGAACUAUGCAUUUAAAUCGGACUUAACUAUAUGCCUGAAAAGGAAAAUCUUUGACCAGUGUGUUGCCUUAUGGAGCGGAAACAUUAACACUUACAAAAGAGGUAGUGAACAAGAUUCGCGUAACUCAGAGGACUAUGGAGCACUAGAUGUUGGGUGUCUCCCUGAGGGACAGAAUCUCAAACGAAGAAAUACGUCGUAGAACAAAAACAACAGAUGCUGUCGAAAGAAUCGAGUCCCUAAAGUGCAAUUGGACAACACACGUUGCAGCAUUACCAGACAACCGAUGGACAAAACGUAUUGUCGAGUGGAUGCCACGAGAAGAAGCACUACUGAGCAGAGGAAGCCCACCAAUCAGAUGGACCGACGAUCUGAAGCUUAUCAGUAACUGGGGCAAGUCGCACAGGACAGAGACAUAUGUAAAGAGCUGAGGAAGACAUAAGUCCAGCAGUGGACGCGUACGGGUUGAUGAUAAUGAUGAUGACCUCAACCAUUCUGUUCCUAUCUCGCUCUUUCUAGAUUCUGUUUUUUCUAUAUUAUUUGCGUAAUUAGGUACAUAAAAGUAACAAUUAGAGAGUUGCUAAAUACUAAUCAAACAUCGUGAGUUAUUUAAAAAAAUAACUAUUUAAUACAAGUUUCACUUUUUAAUAAAAUCUCUUCAAAGAGUUUACCUAUUUCUAUCUUUUUUUUUUGAAAGCAUUUCGUUCUUAAGACAUGUGAUAUCUAUAAAAAAAAUCAUAUGAUUUGCCAGACGCUUCCAUUAUUAGAGUACCAGUGUGGUUUUAACUUAAUGAAACUUUUAAAAAGAUAAUGUUGAAUAUGUCAUAAUUUAAAAACAGUGAUUCGACAAGUAUUUUAUAAAAAAAAGUAAUAAAAACAGUAUCAACAAUUUAAAUAUAUUUUUUGUUGGUGUAUCUUUAGUACUAAAUAAAAAUUUUUAAUGUUUCAUGGUUAUAUUAAAUUCUGUUUUAAUGUAUAAUCUAUGAGUAAAGAUUUAUUUCAAGGGAGUCUAUAUGUCAUUAAUUAGGAGAAAAAAUCCAGGGCUUCAGCCUCUUUCCGAUAAUUCGGUUGUAUUAAUUUUACACUUGCUUUUUUAAUUUAUUUAUAAAAUUUUGUUGCAAUAAAUUAUUUUUCGAAAUAUAAUUUUAGUUCGAGAAGAGCAAGAGUUUGACAGAAAAAACAGGAUUUGUUAAAUAUGUAAAAUUUGUUUUUUAUUUAUAGGACCGAUUGUUCGAACUCUAAUCAAGAAGUUGAUUAUAUUUAAGUCCCUUUAGCAACCAUCAAAUAACAAAAUCCGUUGUUAUACGCCAAUGUCCAAAAUACGCCAAUUAGUUAAUUGCAAUCAAUGAUGUUAACUAUCAUUAUGAUAAUUAGCAUAAUUGAUUGAUUAAUUAAUUAUUAAUUAACAUAACAAUUAUUAACAUAAUUGAUUAAGGUGAAACAGUAGCGAUCAACAGGUAGCGAAAAUGCGUUCCAAGAUUGCGGCUGUAAUUUUGAAUAUUUUUUCGAGAUAUUUGGCACACGUAUUCGUAAUAUAAUAAAGAAUGGCGGUACAGAGCCCAAUGUGAAAAAUAUAUUAAUAUGUGGAAAUUACUCUGUAAUUAAAUACAAUAUUAAAAAAACGAGCCUGUACCGCCAUUAAGAACAAAAAAAUACACUUUCUUCAAAUAAACUUUUUUUAUCCGAUGCCUAGAUUUUGUGUCAUUUUGGAACUACAUACUAAUGAAAUAAACAUUUUUAGUAGUUCCAAAAUGACACAAAAUCUAGGCAUCGGAUAAAAAAGUUUAUUUGAAGAAAUUGUAUUUUUUUGUUUUUCUUAAUGGCGGUACAACCUCGUUUUUUUAAUAUUGUAUUUAAUUACGGAGUAAUUUCCACAUAUUAAUAUAUUUUUCAAAUUGGGCUCUGUACCGCCAUUCUUUAUUAUAUUACGAAUACGUGUGCCAAAUAUCUCGAAAAAAUCAAAAUUACAGCCGCAAUCUUGGAACGCGUUUUUGCUAUCUCUUGAUCGCUACUUUUUCCUCUUAAUUAAUUAAUCUCAUAAUUGUAAUCAAUUAUGUUUUCAGCAACCCAAUCAAAGUUGAUAGUAAUUAAAUAUUUGAUAAUGAUUUUUUGAUUCGAUUUUUGAUUAGCAUUCGAACAACCGGCCCAUGUCUGAUGACGAAUUCAGUAUUAAAAGAUUGCUUGAAGGAUGAUUAUGAAACUGGAAAUUUUGACUUUUGAACAGAGAAGAAGAAAAUUAUUUGUUGCAAUAAAAUAUAAAUAAAUUCCUCGAGGAUUUUAACUAAUGACGAAUUGAAUAGAAUGAUAGAAAAAUAGGGAUGGGGUGUUUGAUUAAUACACAAGGGAAAUAAGCAAAAAAUACCCUAUUCGGUAGUGUGAGAAAUUCAGGUAUUAUCUGAUUGUUUUUAGUUAUAGGCCUUUUUUUUUAAUUAUCAACAAUUUAGUAUAAAAAUACCAAUUUUCCGAUUGUUUGUGAAGCAGUUUUUUAAAGUUCAAAUAACUUUUAACAAUGAAAAAAAGUGUUGAUUGUUAAAAGCUUAAGAUUUGAGUUAAAAUUACCAAAACUUUAUCUUUUAAAAUAAAACAAGCUUUAAAAUAGCUGUCGCAAAAAGUUAUAGAUAAAAUUAUACUAUAUUUUUAUUUCUUUCAUAUUUAAAAAGUUGACAGUUUUACACGAAUUUAAACAAACAACAAAGUUAUACUAAAACGGUUAGGUAAAGAGUAGGGAUAAGAUUAUACUAAAACAGCAUUGUCUGUGAAGCCGAUGCCGAACUGCAGGAUGCUAGAUGGUGGCUUGGAGGGUGGAUUUUAAAGGUGGAUCCAAAGUCAGAAGUCAGUAUCCAACUGACUGCUAAGGAAUCGUUUGUUUCAUUUGUUACGUUACAUUUGGUUUGUUUUUUAGCAUAUCGUCAUAUUAGAGGUACAACUCACUCACUAAACUUUUCAGAAAGUGGAGAAAAAUCGAUUUAAAGCAAAAAUUGUUUUUCUAAAUUCACCUGACGAAUAUUGGAUUUUUUUCAAUGCAACUGCAAAGAAUAAAUAAAACAGAUAUUUUAGCCAUGUUUCGUCACAUAGUGGGUCUGCUGGGUUCCAAAUUGCCCUUCUUUUAUACACAGCACUUAUUACGCUUUCCUCCAUAGCGAGGCUACCCGGAUGGAUUAUCAAACACGACUGAUAUGGGCGGAUAGACGCCUGGCGGACCACCGGAUGGUUAGAUGAUAGUUGAAGGCCACUGCGGCUACUAUCGUCGUUUUGUUAUUCGUGGUAUAAGUAGCUGGAUGGUCGCCAGGCAGGCAUCUACCAUUCACCAUCCUGCCAAACUUCCUGCAGUGCGGCAUCGGCCUGAGUGUUAAAAAUGAGGCUGAAAUGAAGAUUAGUCUGACCAUGUUCCCAAGAGGGAACUAAAAGUUUAAGCGUUCAAAAAACUGAACUUCAAAAAAUAUUGUAAGUUUCUUCAUCUCCAGUUUUAGAGCCAUUUAUGUUUUAAAAGAUAAAGUUUUGUAAUUUUACCCCAAAUAAUAUUUUAGUGGUAAGCAAAAAAUCGAAAAAAAUUGUAUUUGCAUUUUUUACAUUAAAUUGUUAAUAAUUAAAAAAAAAGAUGCCGAAAUAUCGGUGUCCGGACAAAUAACCCCGAACAAAAAAUCCCCACAAAUUAUCCCUGGACAAAAAUCCCCGGACAAAAAAUCCCCACAAAAAAUCCCGGACAAAUAAUCCCCACAAAUUUUUUUGGACAAAAUAUACCCACAAAAAAUCCCCAAGAAAUAUUUGCUGCCGAAUAGUUCUAGAAUUUUCCUAAAACUUUCCCAAAUUUCGAAUUCCAAUUCCAUGCUCAAAACUUCAAAAUGUAUAUGACAAAAGAGUGCGCUUUUUCAAAAAUCGUGGAAGAUAAUGGGGAAUGAGCUAAGGCCCCGUUCUCUUGACAGGCGCUUGACAACACGCGUCAAGCGCCUGUCAUGGGAACGGAGCCUUAGUUCAUUCCCCAUAUCUUCCACGAUUUUUGAAAAAACUCACACUCUUUUGUCAUGUAAAUUUUGAAGUUUUCAGCAUGGAAUUGGAAUUCGAAAUUUGGUAAAAUUUCGGGAAAACUUUUAGAGAACUAGUCGGCAGCAAAUAUUUCUUGGAGAUUUUUUGUCCGGGAUUUUUUGUGGGGAUAUUUUGUCCAAAAAGAUUUGUGGGGAUUAUUUGUCCGGGAUUUUUACUUGGGUAUUUGGCCAGCUCAUCGUCGCGGAAUAAAGGAAAAAUCCCUUAUUCACUUACAAUUAGUAGUUAGUACAUUAUACAAUUUGCUUCUUCUUCUUACUCUUCUUUAGUUAACUGAAAAUUUUGGUUGGUGUGGGACAAACAUAACAAGAUAAACAAUUUUCACGCUAGGGGCAACUGCCCAUCAAUACACAAUCUUCUUUUUCUUCUUUGGUUUAGUAGAAAUUUUGAGUUGGCAUCGGACAAAUACAACAACUAAACUUUUUUUUAACGAUAUUUAACUUUUUCUCUCAAGGACAACUGCCGACCACUACACAAUCUUAUUCUUCUACUUCUUUUUUAUUUUACUGGCAAUUUUGAGUUGGUAUGUGAAAAAUACAACAAAGACACAAACUUUUUUCUUUCCGGGGUAAAUGCCGACCAUUACACAAUCUUAUUCAAUAGGUUUUAUUUAUGUAGACUUGAUAACAACUAAAAAAAUAAUCAGGUACCUGGAUUUGUCAGAGUCUCGAGAUAAAUCUUAUUUCGUCAGCUACAGAUUUAAGACUUGAAUCCACAUUAAUCAAAAUGAUGUCAAGUCUAAGUUGGCAUAAUGACAAUAUCAAUAUUAUACCAUUUUAUCCUAAAUGCUUCGAUGAAACUUUUUUUAACUACUAAAGCUCCAACUCGUGAUAAUUGUAUUCCGUAUCUUCGUCUUCAGCUGUGGACAUUAAACGAGAACGUAUAUACUUCAAAAAUUUUAAAAAUAAAUGUACCAAUUGGUUGUUCUGGACUUUGGCAGCAAUGUAUAUAUAAUUAUAUCAAAUUCCAUCACAACCAUUUCAUCAUUGAAUCAUAUCCGUAACUUGUAAAUGAGAACAUUUUCCUUUUUCCGAAGUAAGUUAGAUGGUGUCAUCAAUUUUUAAAAUGAAAACAUAGACAGUUUCUUAGUAACGAUGUUAAAAUAAGAUAUGCAAAUUAGUAAAGUGUAUUUGAAUCAAAUGUUGUGAAACCUUUAAGACUUUCUUACUAGUCCAGAUGCUAGUUUAACAAGCCCCGGAUAGGUCGGAAGAAUGCGCAUUCGAAACAAAAUGUAUUACAAUUUAAUUCAUGUCAAUCUGUUACAGUAGAAAUAAUUAUUUAAUCGCAACUGUUACGGAACAAAUGUUUUACUUUACCAAAAAUGCAAAAAGGAGAAUGGAAAUUCACAGCUCCGGCUAAGAAACAUUAAAUUUUAUUGAAAACUCUUAACUCAAAGGGGAGUAUACUGUUAGCGCAAGAAUAUACUGAAGACUUUAAUUUCGCCAGGACUCAGUCUAUCUGUUCCCAAAACAUUCAACCACUAACUGUUUUAUAGAUGCAUAUAAUAUGAUAGAACUUUUUGGAGGACUUAAAGGAAAAUAAAUAUUUUUGAGAUGUUUUAUUAUAGUAUAUCAAUAUUAAGAAUUCGGUUGAGUACUAAAUAAUUAACCUUGUAACGAAAUCCUAAACCCGAAACUAAAGGCAAAAAAUCAGUUUUAUGUUUAAUAAUAUAUGUUUAUUAAUAAAUAGGUAAAUACAGUAAAACUUACUUGGAAAGUCGUAAGUUAGUAAGCAGAUGGAGCCUAAAUUCAUUUAAUGAGAGACAUAAUACACUGGGGUGCAAAAUUAACCGGACACCUUAAAAAUUGGUCAUUUUUGAUGACUCGAAUUUCCUAAACCUGUAAAUUUUCUUUAAAAAUAUCGCUGUAAUAAUAUUGUUGCUAAACAGGUAAAUUUUCAUUGUAUACCGGGUGUACCAAUGAAACUCUGUUUUUUUUCUCAAACUUCGCAUCACCCUGUGGAAUAUUCUAGCAUUUCUGAAAUACUCAAAUUAAAAACCAACUAUAGCCUCAUGUUUUCUCAACAUUCUGUUUUUUGCCUCAUUCGCCUCAUAUGUUGCACCAUAAAAAAGUUAGGUACUUUAACAAUUAGCCAUUUUUUUCAUCAAUACAGGGUCUUUUUAAAUAAGUAUGACAAACUUUAAGGGGCAAUUCUACAUGCAAAAAUAAUGACAGUUUGCAUUAUAAACGGUAUGUCCGCAAAUGCUUCGUUUCUGAGAUAGAGGGUGUUGAAGUUUUUCUUACAAACUCAAGAUUUAUUUAUCGCUUUAAAACCGGUUGAGAUAUGCAAAUGAAAUUUGGUGGAUUUUAAGACGUAGUUAUUAUACAUUUUUUGACAUACAAGUAAGAAUUUAAUAUUCACCAAUGGCACGCAUACGGGUAAUAUGAGCCGUCAUAUUACCCGUAGGCGCGCCAAUGGUGAAUAUUAAAUUCUUAAUCGUAUGUCAAAAAAUGUGCAAUAAAUACUUCUUAAAAUCCACCAAAUUUCAUUUGCAUAUCUCAACCGGUUCUAAAGCAAUAAAUAAAUCGCCACUUUGUAAGAAAAAUUUCAACGCCCCCUAUCUCGGAAACUAAGCAUUUGCAGACAUACCGUUUAUAAAGCAAACUGUCAUUAUUUUUUCAUGCAGAAUUACCCCAUAAAGUUUGCCAUACUUAUUUAAAAACACCCUGUAUUGAUGAAAAACAUGGCUAGUUGUUAAAGUACCUAACUUUUUUAUGGUCUAUCGUAAGCGAAUGAAUAAAAAAACAGAAUGUUGAGAAAACAUGAGACUAUAGUUGGAUUUUAAUUUGAUUUAAUAAUAUCUAUGUAAACAGAACAAUUUUUAUAAAGAGGCAAGAAGUAGAUUGGUUAAGAUAUAUAGAAAUUCUUGAAAAUGAAAUAAGUAAUAGCAAAAUUAAUAAAACGGCAAAUGUUACUAGAAAAGAGAAGAAACGAGAGACAGCGAAAAAAUGACUAAUUGAUGCUUUUAAAAUGAUGAUAAUGUUAAUCAUUUUAAAAAUUAUAUAGACAGAAUGCUAAAAAUUGAAAGUAAUGUAGGGGAGAACCUUAAAAUAGAAUACCUUGUAAUUUUUAAAUUACAGAAAUACAUUUUGUAUUUAAAACCGCUAGAAAAAUAAUUAUCUCUAAAGCUCUAACGGUUGGUGGAAUAUUUACUUUAAAGACCAAAGACCCUAAAAUAUAUCGGUCGAUGAGCAGCGUGAAAAUGUCGAGAUGACGGGCGAGAUGAAAGUCUUCAGUAUAUUCUUGCGCAUAGGGAAAUUGCUUCUUCCAAAAUGUGUCCAUUUACCAAUAAAAAUAUUCUGUAAUGGCGCCAGGUAUUCGAUUAUUGCAAUGAUUGUACCCUAAAAAUACCAUCAUUGUACUUAAACAAGACUAAAUACCAAAACCAAAACAAAAAAUUCAGAAUAUUCACGGAUCAUAGAUCACUUUUGAACAAAAUACGCCCAGGAGUGAUAAAUAUGUGGUAAAAUAAAUCAACAGACAAAAUGAAACAAUAUAUUUGAAGGGAAAUUUAAAAUUUUACAAUUUUAAAAUUGUGACAAACUAAUUUUUAACCAGUCUUUUACAUAUUUAAAUGCAAGUUAAUUUCAAAGUAAAUCGGUAAAAAUCUAUAUUGGACCCUUAUGAUCGCUUUUAUUGACCAGACAAAAAAUUAUCGGAUAAUUCAACACAUGUUUACACAUCACCUGUCCCUCUCUAUUAUCCCAUCACUUUCGACUCGCUACAUUGCAUCUAAGUUUAUGGGUAAAAGUGCAUAUAUGUAUGUUCAACAUGUUCGCAAAUGGUGUAUAGAAUUCAGUGAAGGCCCAACGGAAAUUCACGAUGAAUUUGAAGGUCUUCCGCUCAGAUCUUUACUAAAUUCUGUACACCAUUUGCGAAGAUGUUGAACAGAUAUGCACUUUUAUCCAUAAAAUUCGAUUAACUGACGAUGAAUGUCAAUCCAUUUUGCAUUUAAAAAACGUAUCACAGCAUGAAUUUCACAUUGGCAGUAACAGCGACAGGGACCUCCAUCUUCGAAGGUUGCUAGGCCGAUACUGAGCAAUGCAGCGAGGCGAGACUGGUGGGGUAAGAAAGAGGGAGAGUUGAUGUGUAAGGCUUCUCCCAGCAUUGCAUUGGGAACCUUUUUUACGAUUGGCCCACGUAUUUCAAGUGAAUCAUCAAUUUUAAUUCAUACGCAGAGUUAAGUGCAUUCUUCUGAACUAUCAGGUGGGGUAGCUUCUCGACUAUAUAUUAUUACAAAGCGAAACCUCAAUUUUACAUACAGAUUUUGGUUGUUAAAACUUAACAAAUUGAAAAUAUUUUUUUAAAUUAUUUAAAAACUAAACGUACAUUUCUAAGCACAAAAAAUUCAUGAGAAAUAUCCUUUUAUGUACAUUUUCACAUAGAAAUAUUUAUAAUUGUAUGUCGCUUUUGUUUAUUUGUAUUUAGACAUUAUUGUAAAAUAUCGGUACUUGUUUUCUGUUCUUCUCAAAUAUGUAAAUAUAUUAAUUAAAAAAAAACAAUUACACGAAUAUACAGAUAGGAAUGAUUGCAAUCAAUUAGUCUAAGAGCUAGCAACGUUUUCGAGAAAGAAUUUUAAGAAAGCUGGUUUUUUAAUACAAGGUGUUUCAUUAAGAAUUGUUCAUAUAGUAACUGGAGAAACCUUAGCACAAAAUACAAAGAUUUAACCUAAAACACUUAAAUUAAAUAUUCCUCCUUACCUAGAUACAGAGUGUUUUAUUACAAAUAUUGUAAAAUGAUUCUAGCUCAUUGUUUUAACACCUUCCAAUAUUUUUUUGUUCAAGCUUGACAGUUUACACAUGUUAGGAUACUUUAACUAGUGUUAAAAGAUAGUUUUCCGCUGUUAUCAAAGGCGUGCUGUAGAGAUAUAUACUUCCUUUUACCCCCUUUUCCCUUUCACAAUCUACGCCACUGUCGUAAUAACCAUUUCAGAAUAGCUUUUUGAUUCUUCGUUACCUUUACGUAAAUAUCAUCCUUUUGUCUCAAUGCGAUAGAGUAGUUUUCAAGUUAUUUGCGUUUAAAGUCAAUGUAUUCAAUAAUAUGUGUUUAAAAUACAUAAUCUUAUUGAAUCCAUUACCUUUAAACGCAAAUAACUUGAAAACUACUUACUCUAUCGCAUUGAGACAACAGAUACUUACGUAAAAAGUAAAGAAGAAUAAAAUAAACAUGCUCAAAUGGUUAUUACGACAGUGGCGUAGAUUGUGAUGGGGAAAGGGGGAAAACGUAAGUAUGUAUCCCUACAGCAAGCCUCUGGUAACAGCGAAAAAAUUAAUCUCAUAUAUAUUGUAAGAAACAGAGAGUUAAUGGAAAAUGUUAUCGCUAACAUCCAUUAGUGAAUUUGCAUUUGAAGAAGAAGAAAGUAUCCUAACAUGUGUAAACUGUUUGUCAAGUUUGAACAAAAAAUAUUAGAAGGGUGUUAAAACAAUGCGCUAAAAAAUUUUAGAAUAUUUGAGGGGACCAGACGUAAAAGGAUUUAAGUGCAGUUUUGGUAGUUCUGAGAUAAUCAGCUUCAAAGUUGUUUCGAGUUUUAUAAAUUCUAUGAGUCAUUAAACUAAAAUUUGUCUAGUGUACAAUGUACUAUAAAGUGAUAAAAACAUAAGGGUAUAUUAUUACCCUUACUAUAUCCUUCCUUUUUUUCAAAUAUUAAAAAAAUGUACUUGAAUCGGUACAUGGUGUUAAUAAAUGUUACUGGUAAAACGGUUCAAGUGCAGAUGUUAACUACAUAUUACUAAUCAUUUUUGUCCCAGCUGUUAUCCACAGUGUAACUACAACUGGCACGUUGCAUAAUACUUAAUUAGUCUUCAAAAUUGGUACAAAUCUAAUAUUUAUUUACUUGAAAUUAAUCCUGUAUUAGCAUGUGUUUACACAUUACAAAAUACUAAAAAUAGUUUUGUGAUAAAAUGGUUCAAGCGCACUUAAACCCGUUUCUUACUAUUUGUUUUUACAGAAUACUAAAAAUAGUUUUGUGGUAAAACGGUUCAAGAGCACGGAUAAACCUGUUUACUACCAAAGCAAACUGCAAUUGUUUUCAUUGAACAAAAUGUAAUGGCGAUAGAUGGCGCCUGUAGGGCGAAAUAUGCUUAGAUCAAUUUACCACCAAGUUAUUAUACCAUUUAGGUAUGCGAAUCUGUACUUAGGUCAGAAUUUGAAAAAAGGGCACUUAAACCCUUUUACUUUCAAGCCCCUCAUUUGUAAACACUCUGUAUCUCGGCAAGCAGGAAUAUUUUAUUGAAUUGUUUUAGGCUGAAUCUUCGUAUUUUGUGCUAAGGUUUCUCCAGUUACUAUAUGGACAAUUCUUAAUGAAACACUCUGUGUUAAAAAACAAGCUUUCUUAAAAUUAUUAUUUUUCCGACGUUGCCAGCUCUUAGUCCAACAUGUUAACUUAGUUAUCUGGAAAUGUUGCAAUUAUGAAUAUUAGAAGUUAAAAUAUAUGACUUUAAUUAGUGACUAACAUAAACUAAAUUCGAAUGGACGUUGUAGACGGCACAUUGGUCAUUUGGUUUUAAAACUUGGCUAAAAAAAUCUAUCUAUAUUAUGUUUGGUCUUACCUUUUUAUAUAGUGUGCUGUAUGAAAAUCGUUUUAUAUUAUUGUUUAAAAUAAAAGCCUGUUUUAAUACAA
Molecule: messenger RNA, 21845 nt
Organism: Diabrotica virgifera virgifera (western corn rootworm)
Lineage: Eukaryota; Metazoa; Arthropoda; Insecta; Coleoptera; Chrysomelidae
Gene: Galphas
Product: guanine nucleotide-binding protein G(s) subunit alpha
Exons: 7
Coding region: 604-1866 (420 amino acids)
Biological process (GO): sensory perception of chemical stimulus; adenylate cyclase-activating dopamine receptor signaling pathway
Cellular component (GO): heterotrimeric G-protein complex
Molecular function (GO): G-protein beta/gamma-subunit complex binding; G protein-coupled receptor binding; GTPase activity
Source: RefSeq, a predicted model, not a curated record